UCGUCCGCCUUCAUUCAGCCAGGAAGUCGCGGUCGGGAGAGGUGCCGGGAGAUGGUAGUGGCGGCGCGUGCGCAGUAACGACGUCGCGGGGAGACGGGACAUGUCGAGCCCCGGCGCUGCCCUACGGGCUGCUGAAGUAGCUGGCUACCUGGCGAGGACAGUGGACUUCUGAAAGCGUAGACUUCAGCCAAGCAGCAUGUCCACAGCUGGCAUCGCAGCUCCGGAGAUGAGAGUCCCCUUGAAGAGCAGCUUCCUCCACAAGGGGCAAGGCAUUGGGAGACUGAAGCCCUGUUGGGGAGGCCAUUUUGAAAACCCUUUCUUUGACAUGGAGCCCGUAGCAAUGGCCUACAAUCUGAACUCGUCCGCACAGCAUCACUUAACGUCCAUCGGCCACAUUUCAGACCCUGAUCCAGCACAGAACGGCGGCAGCGACAAGCCCAGCCCCAACGGCGAGAGGCCAGAGGAUCGCAGCCUGGUCCCCGCCUUCGGCAGACUCUCCCUCGCCGGCUCCGACGAGGCAGCUCCCCCCACCCCCAUCAAGGGCGGGCCGGCGUUCUCCUUCCCCCCGCCGCCUCCGGGUGCCGAGCGAAGCACCCGCCCUCUGCCCCCGCUGCCCAUCCCGGAGGAUUUCGUGCACGACGAUGUGGACCGGGAGGUGGAGUUCCUCACCAGCUCCGACACAGACUUUUUGCUGGAGGAGUGCAGUAGCCCUGCCUUCAAGCCCGCCGCGUACUGCAGGCGGAGCUUCCGGGGCUGCGGGCAAAUCAACUAUGCUUACUUUGACGCCCCGGCGGGAUCAAAGGCGGAAGAGCCUCCCUCCGCUAAGCAGAGCGGGUGUCCGGCCAGUGUCUGUGCUGCUGCUGUUGUUGCUCCUCCUCCUCCUCCUCCUCCGGCUCCUGCAGCGCAUCAGCUCCACCGCCGGUUGCGCCGCUCACAUUCCGGGCCGGCCGGGUCCUUCCACAAACCGGUGGUGAGGGUCUCCAGCCACUUCCGCCGGGCGUCUCCCAGCUCGGACGACGACAAGCCCGAGGUCCCUCCCAGGGUGCCCAUCCCGCCCAGGGUGCUGAAGCCUGACUACCGGAGGUGGUCGGCCGAAGUAGCUUCGAGCGCCUACAGCGACGAGGACAAGCCGCCCAAGGUCCCCCCGAGGGAGCCUCUAUCCUGCAGCAACUCCCGCACGCCCAGCCCGAAGAGCCUGCCCUCCUACCUCAACGGCAUCAUGCCGCCCACCCAGAGCUUUGCCCCGGACCCCAAGUACGUCAGCAGCAAAGCUCUGCAGCGGCAGCACAGCGAGGGCUCGGGCAGCCGGGUGCCCUGCAUCCUGCCCAUCAUCGAGAACGGCAAGAAGGUCAGCUCCACACACUACUACCUGCUGCCCGAAAGGCCCCCCUACCUGGACAGGUACGAGAAGUUCUUCCGGGAAGCGGAAGAGGGCAGCAGCCUGAGCGCGGAAGGGCAGCUGCCGCCAUCCCUGUGGCACGAGGCUCCGGAAGGGGAGGCAGCCAGCCUGGCCGGAAUGCUGAACGUUCCGGUCAAGCGCAAGCAUUUGCCCUGCAUGGUGUCUCCGUAGGGAAGAGGGAGCCUCGCGAGGAAGGAGGCGUCGGGGAGCUGGCCACAGGCCUUUUGAGGAUGAAGAGGAGGGGCAGAAGCCCAGCCUUCCGGAGAGGAGCAGGGAGAGGCCCCCUCUGUCUGGUGCUGCAGCCGCUGCCUGCGUUGGGCUCGGCUGCCUGGCCCUGGCGGUUCUGGCCCGGGAGAGGACUUGGAGGAGGACUCGAGCGUUAUAUAGCCAGCAUUGGCCAGUUGUCAUUCAAUAUCCUUAGAGCAAACUUGUAUAAGUAGGGAAAGAAUUGCACUCUUGCUAACAGGACAAGCUGCUUCGGCUGGAAG
Molecule: messenger RNA, 1887 nt
Organism: Lacerta agilis (Sand lizard)
Lineage: Eukaryota; Metazoa; Chordata; Lepidosauria; Squamata; Lacertidae
Gene: ERRFI1
Product: ERBB receptor feedback inhibitor 1
Exons: 4
Coding region: 197-1570 (457 amino acids)
Biological process (GO): regulation of keratinocyte differentiation; negative regulation of epidermal growth factor receptor signaling pathway
Cellular component (GO): extrinsic component of cytoplasmic side of plasma membrane
Source: RefSeq, a predicted model, not a curated record